Solanum tuberosum (potato) is the source of this 1425-nucleotide messenger RNA. Its product is annotated as protein FAF-like, chloroplastic. Lineage: Eukaryota; Viridiplantae; Streptophyta; Magnoliopsida; Solanales; Solanaceae. The transcript has a single exon. The coding region runs from base 1 to 1425 and encodes 474 amino acids. The record is from RefSeq and is a predicted model, not a curated record.
AUGGCAACACUACAAUUGAGUAAAUCACCAACACCACCAUUGCCUAAGACAAAGGGCAUAGUGUCAAUUCUUGGAUCAGAUACUCAAAGAUGCAAAUCAAAUGCAACCUCUAUUAGAAGAACAUUUUCAGCUGAUAUGUCAUCCAAACAAUGGCUUACACAAAAUGGUUUCUUCUCUCCAAUCAAAAAGAUUGCUUCAUCUAAAGAUCUUGCUCUUUCAACCUCCUAUGAGGAGGAAGAAGAAGAAGAGGAGCUCGAAAGGCGAAAAACAUCAUUUAAUGUUUGGAGUUCAAUUUUGUCACAAAAGAAAAAUGAUGAUCUUCAAAUUCCAUAUAUUCACCCUCUUGUUAAAAUAUCAACAAGUUCUUUGAGUGAAAAAAGUCUUGAAAUUUGUACUGAAAAUAUUGGAUCAGAGAAUGGUUCUGAUGGUUUUUCCUCCUACACUCCUUCUGAGAAUGGAGAUGUAGACGAGGAAAAACACGAUCAUCACCACCAAUACUGCUCGCGAUUCAUUGAGGAAUUGCGAGUAGUAAAGUAUAAUAAUAGCAAGAGAUCAUCAUCAUAUUUUCCUCCUCCAAUUACUUCCUUGGCUAGAGGUGACAACAAGCCUUCUAUUCAAAUGCAAUCUCGACGCCAAGAUGGUAGAUUGAUUCUUGAAGCUGUUUUUAUUCCUCCUCGAAAUCAUUUCCAUGCCCAUCGCCUUGAUGGUCGUCUUCUUCUAACCUUAGUUGAUAAUAGUACUUCCACUUCAUCAUUAGAACAAGAGAUGGAGGAUUAUGGUGAAGAAUUUGAUGAAUUUUUCGAUGAUACUGAUGAUCAUACACCUCAAAACGAUUAUAUAAGUGAUGAUUGUCUUGAAGAAGAAGAAGAAAAUGGGAUCAUUGUGAUGGAACAGAAUCCAAGAUUGUCAAGUGGGGUAAUAAAUAUGAUGAGGUUGUUAGAUUCUCCUAUCGAAAUAAGGGAAAAGUCAAUUCAAUUCCCAAUGGAAACAAAAUUUCCCAAAUUCUCCCUCGAACUGAAAGAUCAUUUGGGGCUAGGAAACAAGACUUGUGUAACAUGGUCUAACAAGUUCAAUAAAAUUGUCAACUUGACAGGUUCUAUGGAUUCAACUGAACUAACUGAUCAGGAGGUAAGUCGGAUAAUCUCAGUUCCUCAGUCGACCACGGCCUCUUUCAAUGCCUAUGAGUACUUUUGGAGGAAGAAGCCUACAAUAGCAAGCAUUGUCAACACUCCCACAAUUGCACAAGAAUGCAACAACUAUACCACUAAGCAAGUUGUUGUUGCAUCAAAUAGUACUACUCCCAACGCCAAGGGUACAACAAAAGUAGCAGCAUAUAUAAAUUAUUUGGUACCUUUGCAAAGUGGAUGCAAAGAGCCAAAAAGGUCUUUACUAAUUUGGGAGCCUUACUGUAUUGCUACCUCUUGA